Molecule: messenger RNA, 1922 nt
Organism: Erythranthe guttata (spotted monkey flower)
Lineage: Eukaryota; Viridiplantae; Streptophyta; Magnoliopsida; Lamiales; Phrymaceae
Product: V-type proton ATPase subunit B 2
Biological process (GO): ATP metabolic process; vacuolar acidification; proton transmembrane transport
Cellular component (GO): proton-transporting V-type ATPase, V1 domain
Molecular function (GO): ATP binding; proton-transporting ATPase activity, rotational mechanism
Source: RefSeq, a predicted model, not a curated record
GGUAACUGUUAAAUUGUUGAUAAAAAGAAAAAGUCUUCACAUUAUACACGAUUUCAAAAUAGACAGUGAUAAAUAAUUUUAUUCCGAUCGUCAGAUCUCAGUUCCUCCUCUUCUUCUUCAGUUUUCUCUAGGUAUUGAGAAACAGCAAAAAGGUUAUGGGUGGAGCACAAAAAAAUACUGACAUGGAGGAAGGAACUCUAGAGAUUGGAAUGGAAUACAGGACUGUCUCUGGUGUUGCUGGACCUCUGGUUAUCCUUGACAAAGUCAAGGGGCCCAAGUACCAGGAAAUUGUCAAUAUUCGCUUAGGAGAUGGAACAACCCGACGUGGGCAAGUAUUGGAGGUUGAUGGGGAGAAGGCUGUUGUUCAGGUUUUCGAAGGAACAUCUGGCAUUGACAACAAAUAUACAACUGUCCAGUUCACUGGGGAGGUUUUAAAGACACCUGUCUCCUUGGACAUGCUUGGUCGUAUUUUCAAUGGUUCUGGAAAACCUAUUGACAACGGCCCACCUAUUCUCCCUGAGGCUUACUUGGAUAUAUCUGGGAGUUCCAUCAAUCCUAGUGAGAGAACCUAUCCUGAAGAAAUGAUACAGACUGGAAUUUCAACUAUUGAUGUCAUGAACUCAAUUGCCAGAGGACAGAAAAUUCCUCUUUUCUCCGCUGCUGGUCUUCCCCACAAUGAAAUAGCUGCCCAGAUCUGUCGUCAGGCUGGUUUGGUGAAACGUUUGGAGAAAACAGAGAAUCUUCUCGAGGAUGGUGAAGAGGACAAUUUCGCCAUUGUCUUUGCAGCUAUGGGAGUGAACAUGGAGACAGCACAGUUCUUCAAACGUGAUUUUGAGGAAAAUGGAUCCAUGGAGAGAGUGACCCUUUUCUUAAACUUGGCCAACGACCCAACAAUUGAACGCAUUAUUACUCCUCGUAUUGCUCUGACAACUGCAGAAUACUUAGCAUAUGAAUGUGGGAAGCAUGUCCUUGUCAUAUUGACAGAUAUGAGUUCUUAUGCUGAUGCUCUUCGUGAGGUGUCUGCUGCUCGAGAGGAAGUGCCUGGAAGGCGUGGAUAUCCUGGUUAUAUGUACACCGAUCUGGCAACUAUCUAUGAGCGAGCUGGACGAAUUGAAGGAAGAAAGGGUUCCAUUACUCAAAUUCCUAUUUUAACCAUGCCUAAUGAUGACAUUACACAUCCGACCCCAGAUCUUACGGGUUAUAUUACUGAAGGGCAGAUAUAUGUCGACAGGCAACUUCAAAAUAGACAGAUAUACCCUCCAAUCAACGUGCUUCCAUCCCUGUCUCGUCUAAUGAAGAGUGCCAUUGGUGAGGGCAUGACCCGUAGGGAUCAUUCCGAUGUGUCUAACCAGCUGUAUGCAAACUAUGCCAUUGGUAAGGAUGUCCAAGCAAUGAAAGCUGUGGUUGGAGAAGAGGCACUUUCCUCAGAGGAUCUGCUAUAUCUCGAGUUCCUUGACAAAUUCGAGAGGAAGUUUGUUGCCCAAGGGGCAUACGACACCCGCAACAUUUUCCAAUCACUCGAUUUGGCGUGGACACUGCUCAGAAUCUUCCCCCGUGAGCUUCUUCACCGUAUUCCGGCAAAGACUCUCGACCAAUUCUACAGCAGGGAUGCUUCCAACUGAUGAGAGAGAGAUAUAUAUAUAUUCGGUUUUUUUUUUAUGCGGUUUGAGAUACAUUUCUUGACAUAUAUUUAUUUAUAUUCUUUGAAAAGAGAACCAGUUUAUUCAUUUAUGUAUUAUUGUGUUCGGUCUUGAUGAGUGGUGCUUUUGGGAUCCUUAAGUUGAAUUUUCGAUACCUUUUUUUGUGGUUUCGACCGUUAAAGCGAAGCGACUGCGUUAUAUUGUUUCCUGGAGAUGUAUGCCUGUUGAGAAUUGGUUAUGUACCUCUAUGUUUUAAUUUAAUAAAUGAGGAUUUCUUCUGUA